AUGCCGAACAUGGUGGCAUGUCGACUUGUGCAGAUUGAGCCUCAUUUUUCCCGGCACGAAACAACAGCUACGAACGUAGCAAAAAAGCCUUUGAUCGAUCUAUACAGUCAUCAUCGCCGCGCUUCCGCUUGGUUUGCCAGCAUGGCUGAGACGAGCGCUGCAGCUGAUCCAGCUGAGAAAAAGCAGAAGACAGAUCCACCUGCAGUCAGCAAAUGCUUGCUGCUGCAGUACGACUACGUGGAGGGCAUCUUGGAGAAGCGAGCUCCACAUCGAGCCGGACACUUGGCACAUUGGAAGAGACUGGCAGAUGCAAGUCAGGUGCUGCUUGGAGGAGCUUUCGACCCUCCUUCCGGCGCGGUGAUUGUGUUGCGAGGGAUCGAGCGGGACGAGGUGGAGGCUUUAGUCAAGGAGGACCCGUACGUCGCGAACGGAUUGGUGCCAUCCUACGUCAUCAAGGAGUGGAACGUCGUGCUAGGAUCUGCCAUCUAG
Messenger RNA from Symbiodinium natans, 489 nucleotides. NCBI's taxonomy places the organism in Eukaryota, Dinophyceae, Suessiales, Symbiodiniaceae. The record is from the annotation of a GenBank genome assembly.